AUGGAAUUCAAGACGAUGAGGCUUCAACGUGAUACACUUGCUGUAGCGGAGCAGGGAAAGCAGUACAAGCAGCUCUUGAAUCAGGAGAGGGCAGCACGAAAAGCUGUUGAGGAUAUCAGGAAGGAAAAGACUACUAUGGUAUAUGAUCAAACUGAGAAUUGUGAUGAUAGCGAGAAGAAAAAACAACAUGAAAAAGAGCGACUCCAACGAGAGAUUGAAACAAGGGCCAAGGAGGCAGAACUGGAACGGCUCCGGAAGCUCCGAGAAGAGGCGGAGAAGCAACGAUGCAAGGAACAGGAGGCCCAGAAGAAACUGAGAACGAUGGGAGUUUGCUGCAUGGGGUUCCGGUGGAUCAAGCAAGCUCAGGGGUAUCGAUGUGCUGGGGGUUCCUAUUAUGUUUCGAAUGCGAAAUUGGGGUUGUAG
This is a messenger RNA of Aspergillus oryzae RIB40, 423 nucleotides long. RefSeq lists its product as uncharacterized. Lineage: Eukaryota; Fungi; Ascomycota; Eurotiomycetes; Eurotiales; Aspergillaceae. The record is from RefSeq and is a predicted model, not a curated record. The coding region runs from base 1 to 423 and encodes 140 amino acids. The transcript has a single exon.